AUAGGACAGUCGAGAGUGCAGUUCUAUGUCAAAUCGUUACAAACCAUCGACACAACAAAAUGUUCAAGCUGUGUGUUUUCGUCGCUCUCCUUAGCCUGGCUGCUGCCGCCCCAGCUCCUGCUCCUGCUCCUGCUCCUGUCCCAGAACCAGCACCAUCUGGUCUGUGGCCUGGCGGUCUGGUGGCACCCGGAAUCUGGGGACCGACCAUCAUCGGUGGACCCCAUGUGGUGAGCGUUGUGCCCCAUGCCAUCUCCCAUGCGGCCAUCACUCAGGUACAUCCUUCGCCGCUGGUCCUCAAGAGCGUCCAUGGCAUCCAUGGCCCCGUUUUGAUUGGUUAAACGGACACAGGUCUGCCACACAUCACCCCCACUCCGCCAUAGGCUCCUUCCACUCCUCAAACUCAAGCAUUUUCCUGCGGAAUAUUUCACCAGUUUACGAGUAUCCUGUCCACUGUUUAUAAAGAAAGCAAACCAGCAAAGUUGAGAAAAAAUAAUUACAAAAAAAUGUUUACAAACUAAAAUACAUUUCAAGCAAUAAAAUACCUACACAUACUUGUUAUGUAUGUAUAUAGCGAGCGAAAA
Drosophila persimilis is the source of this 581-nucleotide messenger RNA. It is a transcript of the gene Nplp3, whose product is annotated as neuropeptide-like 3. The transcript is spliced from 2 exons. Bases 60 to 338 code for a protein of 92 amino acids. NCBI's taxonomy places the organism in Eukaryota, Metazoa, Arthropoda, Insecta, Diptera, Drosophilidae. The record is from RefSeq and is a predicted model, not a curated record.